UCUGUUUUUUUAAUCUAAAAUCUAUAAAUUCAAUUUAUAAAUUCAUCCUUUAAUACCUAAUCAAUAUGCCUAUCUUUCAAUUGAAACAGAUAUUCCCAAUUUCGCUCAUAAUAUUGUCCUCCAUCAACCAAAUCAAUGCUGUUGAACAGUGUGCUUCUUUAUAUGGUCAGUGUGGUGGAUUGAAUUGGAAUGGCCCCAAUUGUUGUACUGGCGGUUAUUUAUGUUCCUCUCAAAACCCUUAUUACCAUCAAUGCACUCCCAUUAAAACAACCACAGCUACCUCCACAGCUACAGCCCCAACCAUAAUCACUUUGCCCACCACUACCAACCCAGUCUUUGACGAUUCUGAAUGUGCAGCCUUAUGGGGCCAAUGUGGAGGAAGAAGUUGGAAUGGUCCAACUUGCUGCCAGGACUCUUAUCCAUGUCAAUCUGUCAAUGAUUACUAUUACCAGUGCACCACCAGCGUCAAUACUGAUACUCAAUGUGCUUCUUCUUAUGCUCAAUGUGGUGGUGUUAAUUGGAAUGGCCCAACCUGCUGUCAUCAUCCUCAUACUUGCCAAUAUGUCAACAAUUAUUACCAUCAGUGCACAUCUACUCUGAGAAGUCCAAAAACUACAACUACUUCGGCUACUACUCUAGAAACUACAACCACUUCUUCUUCAGCAACUACGACCACUUUUUUCUCUUCAACAUCUACAAUAUCCACUCCUCAAACUCUAUGUGCUCUUCUUUAUGGUCAAUGUGGUGGUUUAAACUGGUCUGGUCCUGAAUGCUGUCAGUCCCCAUUUUCUUGUUCCUCUCACAACCCUUACUAUCAUCAAUGUACCACAACAGCUUCAACUACUUCAGCUACAACAAAUACUCAAAAUCCAACCAGCACAAAUACAAACACCUUUUCAACAUUAUACACUGCAGCUUAUAACUCAACGGAAUCACAACCAACUUCUCCUACAAACAGCGAUGAAGUGUUUACUGUAAUUCCAAGUGGUGCGUCUGGCUCAGGUGUAACAACAAGAUAUUGGGAUUGUUGCAAACCUUCCUGCUCUUGGAAUGGAAAGGCUGAUGUUAGCCACCCUGUUCAUGCCUGUGCAGCUGAUGGCUUCUCUAUUCUAGAUGUCAAUGCCCAAUCUGCUUGUACUGGAGGCUCUGCAUUUCCUUGUAAUAACCAACAGCCAUGGGCCGUAAGUGAUUCAUUAGCCUAUGGAUUUGCAGCCGUUGCGUUGGGCGAUGGGGAUGAGUCUAAAACCUGCUGUGCAUGUUAUAAGUUAACAUUUACCUCUUCCUCAAUUGCAGGCAAAACCAUGAUUGUUCAAGUGACCAACACCGGUGAUGAUUUGGCCUACAACCAGUUUGAUAUUGCACUCCCAGGUGGUGGGAUGGGCUACUUCAGUGGCUGCCCUGUACAAUAUGGCUCUGACUUCUCUUGGGGCCAACAAUAUGGUGGUAUUUCGUCGCAGUCUGAGUGUGCUGGUCUUCCAGAGAGCCUUGAAAGUGGAUGCGACUUCAGAUUCGACUGGUUUGAAGGUGCCAGCAAUCCAGACAUUGAUUUCGAAAGAGUUGUUUGUCCAGCUGAGCUUGUAGCCAAAUCAGGCUGUUCUCGAAACGACGAAUAGGCUACUUUGUUCUUUCUAUAUUAUUUUUUUUCUGCAUUUUCACAAAUUCACUUCUAUAUUUAUUUUUGGUUUUUCUCGUUUUCUUCAUACACUUAUUUAUGCUAAUCUUAUUGUUUUCACAGUCCUG
Molecule: messenger RNA, 1740 nt
Organism: Ascoidea rubescens DSM 1968
Lineage: Eukaryota; Fungi; Ascomycota; Saccharomycetes; Ascoideales; Ascoideaceae
Product: glycoside hydrolase family 45 protein
Exons: 1
Coding region: 66-1613 (515 amino acids)
Biological process (GO): carbohydrate metabolic process
Cellular component (GO): extracellular region
Molecular function (GO): cellulose binding; cellulase activity
Source: RefSeq, a predicted model, not a curated record